CGUUUCCAUAGACAACAAAAUUGUAGUAGAAUUAACAUGGAAGACACGAGUGAGUAUUCUUGUCCUCAUCAUCCUUGUGCAGCCUGCAAGAUCCUUCGUAGGAGAUGUGUGGAGAAAUGUGUGUUGGCACCUUACUUUCCCCCCACUCACCCACUCAAGUUCACCAUUGCUCAUAGAGUCUUUGGUGCUAGCAACAUCAUCAAAAUGCUACAGGAGCUUCCAGAGGAUCAAAGAGAAGAUGCAGUGAAUAGCAUGGUGUAUGAGGCGAAUGCAAGGAUUAGAGAUCCAGUAUAUGGUUGCGCCGCGAUAAUUUGUCAGCUUCAAAAACAAAUAAGUGAGCUUCAAGCAGAUCUUGUCAAGGCUCAAGUAGAGAUUAUGAAUGUUCAAAUACAAAAUACCAAUUUGGUGGCAUUAAUUUGCACAGAAAUGACACAAAAUCAAGAAAAUAAUGAUCAUCAACAAGCUUAUGGAAAUUCCAACACUUGUUUGGAAGACAACAAUUUAUAUGCACCUUGGAAAUCACUUUGGACAUGAUUAACAGAAUAUUGCAUAGUGAAGGCUGAUACCAUAUAUUAUAUUCUUGCAAAUACUGCAAAAUAAUGUUUGUUUUACUACUACCUUUUUCGACUUCAACUUGAAACAGGAAAUUUUGAAAUUGAAAUACUUGUUUGGGGUUU
Molecule: messenger RNA, 677 nt
Organism: Solanum lycopersicum (tomato)
Lineage: Eukaryota; Viridiplantae; Streptophyta; Magnoliopsida; Solanales; Solanaceae
Product: LOB domain-containing protein 1-like
Source: RefSeq, a predicted model, not a curated record